ACAAUUUAUUUUUUUUGUUGUAUAGCAGAAUAUUGAAAUGGCUUUCAAAAGGUGUAUGUACGACUAAAUAAGGAAAAUGAUAUCGAGAUUGCCUCAUGGUCUCAAAUGAAUCCUGGUCUCGAAUCAUGUGGCGCAGCAAUACUGAACGGUGGCCCGGAACGAUUCCAAGGAACAAGUAUGCAGGAUUUAACAUGCGCAUGUUAUCGUACACAUAUCUAUAUACACAAAAUCUUUUGAUUAAUCUUUUAAGCGUUUGUAAUUGAAAAUUGAAAUGUAAUUUUAUAAUCUUCAAUUUUUAUUUUAUAAUAUCCCAGAUUGCAGUAGAAUUGCUUAAUCGUUAAGUUACUUUUUUCUCACGUUCUUUAAGAUACACAACGCACAGUUUAGGAGUUUCGAAUGGUAACAAAAGUGUGACCUCACACCGCAUGAAACCUAUAUACUUUUGUUUAUAUUUCAUUGCAGAGUCGCUUUGUGAGACUCGAAAGACAAAUUAUUUUUCCGUUGUUCAUAUAAAUUUACGAAACAAGAUUUAGAAGAUUUUGACGAUAAAUAAAUCAAAAAUAUAUAAAAUGAGUGAAAAACGAGGCACAAAAGCAUUAGAACUUUGGUGCCGUCGAAUAACCGAAGGUUAUCCUGAUGUAAAUGUACAAAAUAUGACAACUUCUUGGAAGGAUGGCCUCGCAUUUUGUGCGAUGAUUCACCAUUUCCGGCCUGAUCUCAUUGACUUUGACAAUUUAGACAAGAAUGACGUGUAUGGGAACAAUGAAUUGGCUUUUAGAGUCGCGGAACAACAUCUUGGAAUCCCAGCACUUUUGGACGCAGAAGACAUGGCUUCCUGUGCUGUACCUGACCGAUUAUCAAUUCUUACUUAUCUUUCGCAAUUUUAUCAGACUUUUAGCGGUUCAUCACCAACACGACAUCCAGUGAGUAGAACGACUGAAACCACAGAGGAAAGAAUCACGCAAGUGCCUGACUCUCCAAAAGAAAAGGAGGCGUCGUAUCUGGGUAUGCGGAAAGAUCGCUGCGUUGUAUGCGGACUCCCUAUUUUCUUAGCGGAAAAAUUGGUACUCGCUCGUGUCGCUUAUCAUCGUACCUGCUUUCGUUGCGCUCGAUGUAACAAUCAAUUGACUAUUGGUAAUUAUUACGAAACCGAAGAAGGACAAUAUUGCUGCGAAACAUGUCCGGAUGAAGAAAUUCCGGUAGCCAUAACGCGAAAUUGCGACGAAUCUUCGCAAUUUAGUAGAGUUGAAAAAAACAAGAUCGAUUCGAAUUAUCAACAAUUUCUUAGUGAUGAAAAACGUAUAGAUAAAAGAAUAUUUAAUCUCGAUCCCGUUAACAAAUUGGAUCAUCAAGAUCGUAUUGUCCCUGACUUACUGGCACAAACUUCUCGAUUACGUUUUAAUUUCAUAUCGAAUCAAUUGUUGUUCGAAGAGGGUGAACAAAAAUUUCUCGUCAAUAAUACGCAUACAACGAAUGAAAAUCAAAACAAUUUCGAUCGUAGCACAAAUUUCACAUCUUCGGCUAAUUGUAAAUCCGAAAGCGAAAAUGAUGGAAAUAACGAACUUGAUUCUUCGAAAUUAGAAUCGGCUUUGACUUCUUUGAAAUUAGGAUCCGUUGACAAGGAAAAUGUAACAGAGACGAACGACUACGACGAUUAUUACGUCGAAUCAAAUACCAACGAACAAGAUGAACAAAAAUCUGCUAAUUCCUUUCAAUUCGAUUCAAUUACGGAUAAAUCAUCGUGUGAAUCUAACGACAAAAAAUUAAUAGAUCAAUCCGUUGAACAUAAUGGUCAACGUGAUAAGAACACCUCUUCUAUAAUCGAAAAAACAAUCAGGAUUUUUGACAAGACGAAGCAAGACGAAAUUAAAAUGUACAAUAACGAAGAUCGAGAUAUCGAAACGCUAAAUAAGAAGAUCGAACAAAUCGAAGAAUACGACGUAAUAGGGAAAAGUGAAAAAAAUUCGAUGAUAAAUCCAGAUACGACCGAAAGUAUCAUCGGUCAAAAUGCUGCUUUAAAAGAUGUUGUAAAUAUUGAAACAGACGAUUCGACGCAAAUGGAUACUUUCGAACAAUCGUUACCACAUGCGACCGAAAUUAAUGAAAAUUUAUCGAUUCUUUCGGAUAUAACAAAUAGGGAAUUCGAAACAUAUACAACGGUUGCGACACACAAAUUAAAUUCUAAUUUAAACGAAGAUUAUCCUGAAGAUUUGAAUCCCUUUAAAAGUGACGAAGAAGAAGAAGAAGAAGAAGAAGAAGGAGAAGAAGAAAUGGAAGAAGAAGAAGAAGAAGAAGAAGAAGAAGAAGAAGAAAAAGAAGAAAAAAAAAUUUCUGACAAAUAUGUUUCGACAAUUAUGAAUACUACAGAAAUUAGCAAAAUUUUGACAAAUCCAUUCGAAAAUGAAGAAGAAGUAAAAAGAAAAGAUAUUAUUCCGCCGAGGCCAGCGAUCAGAUCUAAUUUUAACGGUAAUACAGUUAAUCGGCAAUUUUCAAAAGAAAGACCAACAAAAAGACGUUUAGCCGCACCACAAAUUAAUUUAAAUCCAUUUUGGAGCGACGAAGAUGAUCAUAAUAGCGAUUUGGAAUCUAAAGAAAAAACAUGUGAAAUGAUGCCUACACCUAAACCACGCACAAUUAAACACGAUGAGGGGAUAAAUGUAACCGAACAACAAGGAUCGAGCCAAAUUCACCAUCAUUCGCUCAUAUCGAACAAUAAUCUAAGAAGUUCAGAAUCAAAUAUACGCAUUGGAGGAACUUACAGAAAAAAGAAACCGGCUCCAUUACCACCUACGAAAAAGGAAUCGUGUCUUUCCGAUCAACCUUCCAUAUCCAAAGAAUCAUGCGUACACGUAACACCUAAGAUGCGUAAGACGAAGCCAGCUCCACCACCACCACUACCAUCACUACCAUCAGCAUCAUCAUCGUCAUCUUCACCAAUAGUUCUAGCAACGUCUAAUUUUGAAGGAUCUUCUAUAAAUCGAUGUAACGCGUGGGAAGAUCAAAAGACUAAUAAAAACGAGACAAAUAGAAAUAGACAGAGUUUCACGCACAUGUCGUGCGAAGAAAAUUUCCAUUAUGUGUCAUAUUUAGAUAAAAGUAUAGAAGGAAAAUGGAAAAGAAAGAAAGGACCUGCUCCACCAUGUCCAAUACCACAUAAAAGAAAGAUAAAGGUAAUGUCCCUUAAAGAUGUUAAAUUGGAAUUGGAUGAAAUAGAAGUGCAACAGCAAGGACUGGAAAAGCAAGGUGUACGAUUGGAACAAUUGAUAAGAAGUAAAUGCGAAUCCGGAUCUAGAACCGAUAAUAUUUCUCUUGGAACCGACGUAGAAGAAUUGGUUUUAGAGUUAUUUACUUUGGUAAACGAGAAAAAUGAGUUAUUCAGGCGACAAGCUGAAUUAAUGUUGCUGCGAAGACAACAAAGAUUAGAAGAAGAACAUGCGGAGGUUGAAUAUCAAAUUCGAUGUUUAAUGAUGCAACACGAUUCGACCAAAACGGAUUUUGACAAACAAAGAGAAGAAGCAUUAAUACAAAGAUUGGUAGAAAUUGUGGAAAGACGCAACGAAAUCGUUGAUUGUUUAGAAAUGGAUCGUCGUAGAGAAAUGGAAGAAGAUUGGAGUAUUCAUCAUCAUAUGGAUUUGUUCGUUGCCAAAAAUAAGAACGAAUCAUCGUUGUGUAACGAUACGGAUAUAAUCGAGAAGAAGAAACGAAAACAAAAUAAACAAAAAGAAAAGAUAAAAGAGAAAAAACUGAAGAAAAUAUCGAAGAAAGAUAUCGAUAAGGACGUGGAUGAAAUUGAAUUAACGCUUAAACGACACACAAAGCGAAAAUGGUUUUAAUUCGAUGUAUCGAUGUAGCAUAAUCGAUAUAUUUAUAAACUGUAUCGUAUAAAUUUAUACAAAAUCGUUAACACAAAUUAAGUUAUUCUUAACGUAAAGUUAUAAGUUCGAAGAGAUGUGCUCGGAACUUUUCAUAAUCGAAAUCGGCACGAUGUCUCCGUCAAGUAUGUUUCGCGUCGCGAUGGGGACUCGGAAGUAUUCUUCUUAAUCUUAAUCUUAAUCUUAAUCUCGAAAGAUCGACGAUCGAUCGUAAAAUACGCCGUACACGAUAAGACUUGGCAUGCGCGAUUAGUAAUCUCGAUAUUAUUCUUACUUUGUUGUAUCUGAAUCGAUAUAUGAUCUGAAUCUCUGCUCCGUACAAAGUAUAUUCAUAUAGCGAGAUUCGUCAUUCGAUCUCGAGACGAAUCUCGUCGCGUUUAAGCUUAUUUACUUAUCAUGCCUGACUUAGAAAGUGAAAGGAUAACAUGAAAAUCGAGACGAUCACCUCGAGUAUUUAUUGUAUAAAUUACCGAUAGAAAAUAUUACCUCGAGGGCCAUAGGAGAGUUUUUAU
Molecule: messenger RNA, 4384 nt
Organism: Apis florea (little honeybee)
Lineage: Eukaryota; Metazoa; Arthropoda; Insecta; Hymenoptera; Apidae
Gene: MICAL-like
Product: MICAL-like protein
Molecular function (GO): protein binding
Source: RefSeq, a predicted model, not a curated record